AAAUAAAGUGACAGGCUGGUCACACUUUAAGCAGUCGAAAAAUUAUGUAUACAAUUAAAUAAAUAUACAAUGAGUUGUUGUUAAUUAACCAGCAAUAUGAAUAAUUGCAUUGUCGAGGUGGAGUACGAAUAUGUUGUGUUAAAAAUUAACGGUUAUGAUAUUAGCCAUUUGCCGUGGUAUGAAGCGGUUCAAAAGUUCCUUCAAGCCAAAGAAACGAUAGUAGUUGAAUUGUGCAGACAGAAGCACAAUGAGUUAGAUUGCACCAACGCUAAACUAUCAGAUGUGGAUAAAACCGUUCCGAAUGCUCUGCAAUCAACCACAUGCGAAUCAGAUUUAUCUGCCCAAACUGAAAAUACAGCCAAUGCGGUGCCUACAGCAACUGCAAAUGACUCUCAGCUAGUGGACGCUACGUCAAUAAUACCAGCACCUUUGGAUGUAACAGCAAAAAAAAGUCCUGUUAUUUUGACUCUGCGUGCUUUAAGCCAUGAAGAACGUUUGGGCAAUGCUACAGCAUUGGCCGCUUCGAAGGAAACGCAAACGCAACCUGCCAACGACACAGAUGUUUUGAGGGAUCAUGAUUUUGUUCAGACUAUAACCAACCACUUCAUUGAGCAGGAACACCACUUGUUUGAACAAUGCCUUGAACCGGAAAUCGAUAUUGAGGAAGUAACCCUCAUUAAAGCGGUUGAAAAUUCAACGAACACUCAAAUCGGGCUGAUUAUUUGCUCAUCUGGAUUUCAGUCGACAUGCAUUGAUACGAAUAAAGGUGAUAUACUGUGCAAUGAUUCAGAACACUGCGAGGAUGUGUUUAUUAGUGGCAUACAACCGGAAAGUAUAGCUCAUAGAGAUGGGCGCCUUCGACAGGGUGAUCAAAUUCUUCGUAUUAACGGCGUGGAUGUUAAAAACCAGGAAGAGGUAGAAAAUCAGAUAGCCGAGAGUAGCACCGCUGUAACGCUCCUAGUUAGUCGAAUUCUAUACCCUGAAGACGAGGAUGACGAAGACAUUCAUUUUGAAUAUGCCAAUUCAUUUAUACCAGAUGACUACACAAAUGUAGUGGAUAAAUUGGAUAAGGUAUUAUUAAGCCACGUACAGUCUUUUGAAGAACUAUCAAAUGAAACCGGCGAGCAUUCAUCCGACUUAAAAGUUCAAACUUCUUCUCUGCCAGACAAAUUUGUAGACCAAUCCAGCAAGUUGUGUGGUAAAACAAAGAUUCGUCCGGAUGCAAUCCAAACGGAUAACCAAAAAACUUUAAAGCAAUCUUUAAGCAAAAAUCAAGUUCAUCUCCAACAUGAGUACGACGAAAGCGAGCACAUUUACGAGACUAUUCCAGAAGAUUCUGAGUCUGAACCACUUUACUGUUCCCCGUAUCAAAGUUCAAACGGCAAGUCGUCAAUGGGCUGUUGUUCAUCCGCAAUAUCAACGACUCCGGCUGAAGUAUUAGAAACGACAAUGCAGCAACAAACUCAACGAGUUGCACAGUGGUUAGGUUUAAAGCCACAAUAUCCGAGAACUAUUCACACUCUUGUUGGCCGUCCUGCGCCACUAAAAUUAACCCAACAACCAAAUUGCAGUCGUGUUUUUACAUUACGCAGCACAUUGACAAACACAAGCCGAUCCAGCAGUAGUGGAGUUGCUUACAGUGGUUAUGGACCAAAUAAUAUUCUUGGUGCAAACUUAGCUUUUGGCGAAGAGGUUGAUAACUCCUCAAGUGCCUAUAAUACUGGUGGCUCAAACAAUAGCGCCUCGCCGCAUCAAAAUACUACAAAUGCUGAUGAUGAUAUCACUGCCAACCACAAUCUAGAGAGCAGAGUGAUCGAUGGCCGCAGGGAAGCUUUAGAUACAACUGCUGUAAGCAGUAUGUUGCUUUUACCUUUUGGUAAAUCCGGUCGAAUCGGUCUCUGUUCUUCGAACAUGUCCACAUCGUAUGUCAACGAGAAACAAGGCAAGGCAACCUACGAAAGUCAAAUUCUCGUUAAAAGCAACCACAACGUAUUAGGAGUCAAACAAACUGAGGAAUCAUAUAGCCAUUGUCCCCAGUUUAACGCACCCAAUUUGAGUAGCUACCACUUCGUAAGUAGUCAAGAGGUUGCAAACCGGUGUCAUGAUUCCACAAAUUCAAAACCAAAUUCUGCAUUGCUUAACAAUGAAAAUAGUGAAGAAAUACCAAUGGUUUGGAAGGUUAAGCGGCGCCCAGAUGGAACGCGAUACAUUGUAAAGCGGCCAGUACGUAAUCGCCCCCAAGUUGCUAUUCGAAAAAAUGUGCGAUGCAACGAACUUACAACAACGGAGGAGGAUACAGUAUCUGAAGUAAAAAUUGGUCGUUAUUGGACAAAGGAAGAACGAAAGCGACACAUUGAACGAGCUCGAGAGAGGCGUCACCAUCAGACACAGCAACAACAGCUACAGUAAUAUUUUCCUCUUACAUAAUUUAAGUAUUACACAGCUUUACAUGAGUUUUCGAAUAAAAAAGUUGUUUUUUAAGCGACUAACGCUUUUGCAAAAGUUUUAAAUCAUGCUUCGUUGUCCGGCUACCGAAAAUUAAAGAUAUUUAUGACUAACAGUUUUACGAUAGGGUUACGCUAGUGCAUAAUCAAGAUUUGUAAAAAAUGUCCUAAAAAUGUGUGCGUAAUGGAAAUGUAGCUUUGAUAUAUAUAUUUUAUUUUCAUUUUUUAUAGAACUUGACCAUGAGCUAGAUUUUCGUCAUCUUUGGCAGUUCAUAUACAGCGCAUUAAUGUAAAAUAUUGUCAAGGAUCUUUCCACAUAUAUGUUUUGUUGUAAAUUGUUCCUAAACAGUUAUUUGUUAGAGUAACCCCAGCCAUGCACACAGUCUUCGUUAAUGCUGAAAAAUUAUGUACAGCAUAUAAAUACAAAUUAAGUAAUUUUAAAAAACAUAUUUGUAAACUUCAACAUAAUAAUGGAAGUUUUUCUAUGGUAAAAAGAUUAAAAUUGUUUAUUUAAAAUAAAGAAAGGGCGUAAAAUAGUUUA
Messenger RNA from Drosophila biarmipes, 2985 nucleotides. RefSeq names its product slo-interacting protein 1 (gene Slip1). The record is from RefSeq and is a predicted model, not a curated record. Gene Ontology annotation, molecular function: protein binding. Lineage: Eukaryota; Metazoa; Arthropoda; Insecta; Diptera; Drosophilidae. Bases 97 to 2409 code for a protein of 770 amino acids. The transcript has 6 exons.